AUGCCAUCUCAAAGCAUCUCUGCCGCAGACCUUCCGGUCGCUCCGGCCAUGGAGCGUUCAGGUCGAGCAGCGGAGCGACACGGCCUACCAGAUGCCCAGCGUACUGGAUACCUCAUCCAGCACUAUAUUGCGGAGCUUGAGUCAUACGUUCAAGUACAGCAAAUGGUCUCCGGGGAGACCAGCUUGAUCAUCCAGGCGCUUGCCGCCGUCAUCACCAACCUCCACAAUAUCAAAAGAAAGGCUGUCAUCACGGCGAAGGACAUCGAACACGUCAUUGCCGCGGUCAAAGAUGCCAUGUCUGCGGCGAAUGCCAGAUCAAAGGCUGCCGGCGUGAAGGAGGCUGGGGCCAAGGGAAAGAUUCGGGCGGAGACCGAGGAUGAGGGACGUCGCUGCAAGGGUGCAAGCACCAAUAUCCCCGCCGCCGCUGCCUUCCUCCAUAUCGUCGACACCCUCGAUAUUGCCUACUACGAGUUGGGAAAGGCUCUUCAGGCGUCUCAGCUCCGAUCUUACCGCACUUUGGAGAGGGAGAAUACCCGGCUUCAAUUGAAUCUCGCAACUCAGGAAGACACGAUUGCUCGUUUGAAGCAAGAGAUUGUGGAGCUUAAGAUAAAGCAGUCCAAGGACAGUUCGUCUGAGGGGAGUUUGAUCAAUCUGCUCGACUAG
This is a messenger RNA of Colletotrichum lupini, 663 nucleotides long. RefSeq lists its product as uncharacterized. The record is from RefSeq and is a predicted model, not a curated record. The transcript has 2 exons. The coding region runs from base 1 to 663 and encodes 220 amino acids. Lineage: Eukaryota; Fungi; Ascomycota; Sordariomycetes; Glomerellales; Glomerellaceae.